Messenger RNA from Symbiodinium necroappetens, 627 nucleotides. NCBI's taxonomy places the organism in Eukaryota, Dinophyceae, Suessiales, Symbiodiniaceae. The record is from the annotation of a GenBank genome assembly.
AUGGGCUCGCAUGCAAUCAAAGCCGGAGACCUUGAUAUGGCCGAGCAUCUUUAUCAGCAGUCCCUGAUGCUGGCACAGCGCGUGCUAACGGUCCAUGAGCAGGGCAUUGCCGAAGGAAACCUAGGCAUGUGCCUGGGCCAGAUGGAGGGACGCCGGCCGGAGUCCUUGGACCACUUCAAGAAAGCGAUCAAGCUCCAGCAGGAAGGUUCAAACCCCCACGCUAUUGUGACUUUGAUCGCGAACUUCGCGUCAGCACUUUGUGCCGAUGGAAAGUACCAAGAAGCAAAGAAAGAGUACGAAAAUGCCUUGGUGCUCACUCGAAGAAUCGGCGACCGUCGCGUGGAAGUAAAUAUCCUUACGAACCUGGCAAACCUUUGUGAGAAUGUCCUACAACUGCCAGACAAGGCACGGCAAUACCGUGCUGCUCUGAAAGGGGAAUACAGCAAAGAUUCCUGUGCUAUUUGCCUGGAGGCUUUGGAUUCGGAGGGUAGGGCGCAGACUGUUCUGCAAUGCAGUCACAUCUAUCACAGCGAGUGCAUCGAUCAGAUCUUGUCAAGUGAGUCCCAAAGUCGGAGCAAGUGCCCUCUUUGUCGAAACUCUUUCUUUAGCUUCACUGCUGCCGCUUGA